Molecule: messenger RNA, 1856 nt
Organism: Oncorhynchus mykiss (rainbow trout)
Lineage: Eukaryota; Metazoa; Chordata; Actinopteri; Salmoniformes; Salmonidae
Source: RefSeq, a predicted model, not a curated record
GGACUGUUUUCGCUAAACCCCUUUACCUGGACGGGAGAACAUAUUCAGGAAAAACACACAUUGCUCAAUUUCACACGUUGGUCUCCAGAACAGGGCAUGUUGUAUCCAGAGUUAUACAGGCAGCAGCUGAAGUAGGAUUAGCCCAGUCUGGAGUGGAUUCAACAGCCAGCCAGCCUGCCAGCCAGCCAGCCAGCCAGCCCUGCCUGAGGUGGGAGAGCAGAGGGACUACAACACUAGCUCAGCUCCAACGUGGUCGUAUUGGGGACUCUGAAUCUCUGGACAGUUGUAUCCAGAGCACCCUCUCAGCCCUCUACCCUCCGUUUGAUGCCACAGCCUCCACAGUGCUGUGUCAGGUUUUUGAUGUGGUGGAGACCAGCUACAGAGGAGACGGAUUAAGAUACCUUAUAGACUUCCUGGUCCCUGCCAAACACAUCCUGCAGACCAUCCAGCAACAUGCCUGUUUCCCGUACUGCGGCCUGUUAUUCCGGCACCAGGGCUGGCCUCUGUGUCUCCACGACAAGGUGAUCAUCCAGCUCUCUCCUCUGGACCCACGUGUCCUCCGCCCCGGGGACUUCUACCUACAGGUGGCAUCGCCCUCUGUCUCCCCCAGCUCCUCCUCCACCAACACCCCCAGCCCACCCUGUCUCAUCCUGCGCUGUCUGGCCCCCAGUGGGCAGCAUGUAGAGGAGGUAAAGUUACCAGAGCUAGCCUACACCUCCCUGUUCACCAUGGCUUGGCUCCACUCAGUCAACAGGGAACGGAGUGGAGCAGGAACGGAGACAGGGUCUGGGACAGGGUCGGAGACAGGGUCUGGGACAGGGUCUGGGACAGGGUCGGGGACAGGGUCGGGGAGGACACUGUCCCACUGCCUCCUUUCUGCAGAGAACGACAUCUUCAGAGUACCCUGGGAGGAUGUAGUACACCCUCAGUUCAUUAACAGACCCACGGCUAUGGUGGCUGCACCUAUCAGAGUCCCUACCAAGGGAGAAGGGGACGGGGGGAGGGAACAGGACGUCUUCAAGCCUUCGGAUAGGGCCAGAUGCAUUUUGAUUGACACAUCAAAGGCCCAGUGUGGAGAGAGUACGGAAGUGAAGCUCCUCCCACGGUUGAGCCAGCCUAUCGAGACCAGGGACGAUGGGAAAGGUUUUGACAUCGCAGCAGAAGAGGACUCGGACGCUGAGGGAGAGUAUGUUGAACUGGAAGAGAUCUCUCUACCGCGCUUCUCUCCUCAGAAAGGAUCCUUAACACAGUCUGUUAGUCUGAACUACAGGAACCUGCAUAAACCCUGGACUACAGCCCGACACCCCCCCAAAGCAACCCCCUCCCAGCCCCUUCAUGCCCCGGUGAAAAGCAGCACUUUCUCCCAGUCCAUGGUGUGUUCCAGACUCAUCGAGGAAUACCUGAACAACGACGUGUUUUCCCCUGUCAUCCUCACCCCAACGGCCCCCACCUCCCCAACGGCCCCCACCUCCCCUACGGCCCCCACCUCCCCAACGGCCCCCACCUCCCCAACGGCCCCCACCUCCCCUACGGCCCCCACCUCCCCUACGGCCCCCACCUCCCCUACGGUCCCCACCUCCCCUAUGGCCCCCACCUCCCCUACGGCCCCCAUGGGCCCCACCUCCCCUACGGCCCCCACCUCCCCUACGGCCUCCAUGGGCCCCAUGGCCCCCACCUCCCCUACGGCCCCCACCUCCCCUACGGCCCCCAUGGGCCCCACCUCCCCUACGGCCUCCAUGGGCCCCAUGGCCCCCACCUCCCCUACGGCCCCCACCUCCCCUACGGCCCCCACCUCCCCUACGGCCAGAGAGGGGGUCAGCGGUGAGGGGACAGCGUCAGACCGUACAGAAGACUGA